AAUGAAUGUUUUGGUCCACGUCAAACAUAAGGGAAGAAUUUGUUUUCUCAAUGUUGUGUCUGUAGGCAAAAUCUUCAAUAGCAAUCUUUGGAAAGUGAUUUCCACUUCGCAUUUUCUGAUUAAUUUCAUAGAAAUAAUCUAAAUUCCGAUAGCAAUGGCGGUUCCAACUUCCGUAUCAUUGGUUCUGGCCUCGGUAACUGCCGUGUUGAUUUUCUCGGCGAUGCAAAUGUAUAAACCGUUGAUUGCUUCCUCCCAAAUGGCCACUGUUUUCGGAGGAUUUCUCGGUUCUUGGCUAUUCAUUCUAUCGCUGACGGCGGUGUCCAACUUGGAAGCGGUCGUUCUCGGCAAAGGCUUCCAAGCAAAACUAUUCCCAGAGGUGGCAUUCUGUCUGAUUGGGUCUUUGUUUGCCUGCGGGAUGGUUCAUCGAGUUUGUGCCACUACUUGUAUUCUGUUUUCUGUCGCUGCUCUCUACUAUAUCAAUAGAAUCUCGCAAAAGGUGCACAACGCACCGGUUCCGGUGGACACCUAUGCUGGGAAGAAAAAGAAGAAGUAAGCUUCCGAAGUAAGAUUACUUCUAAUCGAUAGUGUUUAAGAAAACUCAUUAUCCUUAACAAGCGCAAACUAAAUAAAAAUAAUGAUUUUAAAUACUUUGCAAUAAGUCAUUUUACGAGACGUUCGAAUGACGUUUUCUGGCGGGCCGCGCAUUGUUGUUGUUCAAAAAACUAGCGUAAUAUCUGAAUGGCGCUGGUCACAUUUUUGUUGGUGAUAAAGUCCCCGCCUCUUUCAGCGCAUGUUUCUACCUGGUUUACAUGUUUUAUGUAACCAGUAGAUGAAAACAUAUUUUCCCUGCCUGCUGAUUUCAAUUUAACAUGAAAAAAAUAAAAACUUUAUUGCAUUGCCAUCGGCGCCAUUGUUGAAUAAGCACCUUUCAAAUGUAGCGCUAGAAAAAACGUAAACAAAUCGGCCCGCCAAUAAGCUUCAAAGC
Aedes aegypti (yellow fever mosquito) is the source of this 985-nucleotide messenger RNA. RefSeq names its product protein KRTCAP2 homolog. Lineage: Eukaryota; Metazoa; Arthropoda; Insecta; Diptera; Culicidae. The transcript has 4 exons. The coding region runs from base 155 to 553 and encodes 132 amino acids. The record is from RefSeq and is a predicted model, not a curated record.